Molecule: messenger RNA, 1675 nt
Organism: Nasonia vitripennis (jewel wasp)
Lineage: Eukaryota; Metazoa; Arthropoda; Insecta; Hymenoptera; Pteromalidae
Product: potassium/sodium hyperpolarization-activated cyclic nucleotide-gated channel 2-like
Exons: 4
Coding region: 8-799 (263 amino acids)
Source: RefSeq, a predicted model, not a curated record
CGGAAUCAUGCCGCAAAGCGAUGGGCACAUUAUGGUUUGCACAGUACUUAUGGUUCUUGGUAGACUGUUUGAAAGUUACAUUAUAAUCAUGCUGCUACAGAUUGUGGCUGACAGGAAAGCAUCCGAGUCCAAGUAUGAACAAAUCGUUAAUCAACUCUCAGCUUACGCUAGACAAAAGCAGCUUCCGGCUUUUAUGAAGCGCAGACUCUUGGCAUACUAUCACUACCGAUUCAGAAAUAGUUAUUUUCGAGAAAAGAAAAUUUUUGCAAACUUGUCUGACGUAUUACGCCAAGAAGUUACCUUACACUCUUGCCGAAGACUCGUGGAAAACGUUGAGAUCUUUCAAGAUUUGCCAAAGAACAUUUUAACGUUAAUAGUGACCAAUUUGAAACCAGAACUAUACUUAGCAAAAGACAUGAUUAUCAAGGCUGGUACUCAAGGGGACUGCAUGUUUUUUUUAUCCAGCGGAACCGUUGCCAUACUCACGCCCACUGGAAAAGAAGUCUGCUUCCUGGAGGAUGGUGCACAUUUUGGCGAAGUAGCGCUUUUGGUACAAGAUCAACGACGAGUGGCGAGUGUGGUCGCUGUUGAAGUCUGCGAGGUCUAUCGACUUGAUAGGAAAGAUUUUCGCAAGUGUAUCGCCGUGCACAGUGAUUUGUUUGCGAAGAUAGAGCGAAUCGCCACAGAGAGGAUGCAGCGCACGGUUCUGAUCGAGGAGCAGCAUAAACGUUUCACGCUGCACUCGAGAGCCUCAUCCAGUGCCGCGCAAUUACGGAAAGUCAGACAAUCGCAGGCUUAAAUAUAUUGGAUUAAUACGAGUAACAAUUGUGGAAGAGAGCGGGCUGAGUUAAGUUUAAUUCUGUAUUUAGGGACCUUAAAUAAUAUUAUUGUCCAUACAAUAUAUAUAUAUAUUCUUACAAUGCAGGCAUUCAUUCAUGUCAUGCCUAUAUAUAUAUCUCAUCAUAGAAUCAUAUAUUAAUCCUUAUUCUAAAACACUAACAAUUACAAUAAAGAUUUGUUGCUAAAAGAUUUACGAUAGCACUGAAGUGACAAUCCAUACAACUAACGAUAAUAUUUUUGAGAUAUGAUUCUUAUAUUUUCCUUUGUCAUUUGCAGCAUCUCCAAUCUUCUCUCAAUUUUUUGUCUUCGCUGUUUUUGGAAAAUGCAACGUGUGUGUAUAUCGCUAUUUAUCGUCUUUAAAAAUCCGCAUUAUCGUUGUUUUAAAAUUCUUAAAUUAUAUUUAUAUCGCAUAGAUAUGAUUAUUUAUUGAGCAAAGCAAUUCAAUUGAUUGUUACACUCUGCGUGUCGUAGUGAAAGCAGAAAACUGCAGGUAGAUACAGAUUUCUCUCAUUAAGAUACGAAUAUCGAUACGCGAGGUAAGUUCCCGGUGUGCGAGAGACAAACUGAUCCUUCUUUUGUCAAAUGUUUCGCUGCGUGUGUGCGGUCUGUUCGAUAUUACGGAUUUAUAAAAACUAAUAUCGUUUAAUAUACAUUAUUAUCAUAUAUUAUUACGACAUAACAUUUAAUUGAUUUCCAUUGAUAUUUUGCUGUUUCGCGCAGCACUAUCGAUAUGUUAAUGUCUUUUAAACUCGGGAAUGAUUCAAACGUAAUUUUUGGAUUUAAAGUUCGAUGUAUAAAUGACUAUUUUCUACACCAGUCGCGGAUUCGUACAAAA